Theileria annulata is the source of this 285-nucleotide messenger RNA. RefSeq names its product high-mobility-group (HMG) protein, putative. The record is from RefSeq and is a predicted model, not a curated record. Bases 1 to 285 code for a protein of 94 amino acids. The transcript has a single exon. Lineage: Eukaryota; Apicomplexa; Aconoidasida; Piroplasmida; Theileriidae.
AUGGCAUCGAAGGUCGCGAAAUCAGCUGGUAAGAAGUCCAAGCGCGCCAAGAAGGAUCCUAACGCGCCUAAACGCGCUCUCUCGUCCUAUAUGUUUUUUGCCAAGGAAAAACGCGCCGAACUUGUUCGCGAUAACCCUGACCUUGCCAGAGAUGUUGCCGCUGUAGGGAAACUUGUUGGAGCCGCCUGGAACUCCCUAGACGAAAGUGAAAAGGCACCUUACGAGAAACUCGCCGAGGCCGACAGGGCCAGAUAUGAAAAGGAAAAGGCUGCUUAUAAUAAAUAA